This is a messenger RNA of Ipomoea nil (Japanese morning glory), 757 nucleotides long. RefSeq lists its product as uncharacterized. The coding region runs from base 56 to 601 and encodes 181 amino acids. Lineage: Eukaryota; Viridiplantae; Streptophyta; Magnoliopsida; Solanales; Convolvulaceae. The record is from RefSeq and is a predicted model, not a curated record. The transcript is spliced from 2 exons.
CUCACUCUCUCUUAUACUGAAUCCAUAUAUAGAGAGAGAGAGAGAGAGAGUGAAAAUGGUGGUGGAUGGCUCGUUCAAGAAACCAGGAACCGUUCCAUUUAAGUGGGAAGUCCGACCCGGUGUGCCCAAGAGCAACGGGUCGGAUCUUCUCCAACUACCAUACCGUGAAGAGGAGGAGCAGGCGCCGAGCAAUCACAGCCGUCCAGAUUUACAUUUACACACCCCGAGGAUGCUCAGGCCUCCGCCGGCCGGCCGGCUUUACUACCAGCCUACACCGGCGGUGGAGCCCCGCUCCCGGUCUUUCAGGUCCGCGCCGCGCACUCGAUCGGAGCGCUACCGUUUUGACCUAUCUGGCAUUACCCAGCCCGUCGCCCGGUGCUUCCCGUCCCCAUUGCUAAAGCGCGCAACCGCGAAGGCCCUGCCGGAGCCCGAACCGGAUUACUGCUCCGACCUGGAGACGCUGCCCAGAUGGUCCGCUUCGAGCAGGAAAUCUGUUUCCCCGUUCUCCCAGUCGCCCGUAUCUUCAUCAUUUUCGUCGAAUGAAUCGUCGUCGCCCCGGCCCGUAAACGACGCCGAAUGGGCCGGCUUCGCUCUGUUUUAAGUAUAGUUCGUAAUGUGUUGAGUUGUUGAGGCGGUUCACUGUCGUGUUACGCCCAGUCAAUGCAUAUGACGGUGACGAAAACCAUGGAUCGCUGAAAUUAAUUUUGUUAAUUUUCUUGAAUUGGAAAGGAAAGUUCUUAAGUUUGUAUCAUUAACU